Molecule: messenger RNA, 1908 nt
Organism: Neohortaea acidophila
Lineage: Eukaryota; Fungi; Ascomycota; Dothideomycetes; Mycosphaerellales; Teratosphaeriaceae
Exons: 3
Coding region: 1-1908 (635 amino acids)
Source: RefSeq, a predicted model, not a curated record
AUGGGCGGCACUGGGAAGGCCUUGAACGGGUGCUACAUCACUACGCUCGGAUCUUAUCAAAACUGGCAGCCCUCGGAGAUCGCGAGAUGGAUCAAGAACCAGGGAGGGCGCUUCGAAGCCAGGGUCAGCGAAAGUACCACGCAUCUCAUCGUGAGCGAAAAGGAGUGGAAGUCCCAAAGCAAGCCAAUCCCGCAAGUGUUGCAACAGAACGGCGCCACCGACCGCAAAAUCAAGAUCGUUAGCUUUGACUGGCUUUACGAAUCCUUGGAUCACAAAACGAAAAGGAGCGAGGCUCCCUUCCGCUGGGAGAAGAUCGACCCGAAGAGCAUGAAGAAGACGAAGCACUCCAUGAACGUUCAUGAAGAUGAGCCCGUCAAAGAAGAUUCCCCUGUUGUACGCGGCCCGAGGAACCAUACGGGUAUGAUGGCCGAGGUCUUCCAUGGGAGCACCGAUCACUUUGUUCCCGAGCAGGAGAAGCGCAGAAUCGACAAAGAAAUCGAACUCCAAAAGGCCGCGCAGGAGCAGAUCGAACGAGAAGAUCGCGAGGCUAAAGAGCUGGCUGCCAAAGAGGAGGCGAAGAAGGCGGCGGAAGUCUUCAAGAAAGGGGCGAAGAAAGCUCGCAACGAGAUCUUCUCUGACAAUCAUCACAUCUACACUGACAGCACCGGCUUCAAGUUCGAUGUGGUGCUGGUCAAAGUCGACACAAAGCACAAUCGCAAUGAGCGUUGGGCUCUCACGCUCCAGAUCUACGAGUCCAACAGCAAACCGUACACCUACGCCAUGAACGGCCAGUUCGCCGGGACAGGCAAGCAUCCCUCCAACAACGUCCUGGCAGCCAUCGGGUGCAUUUUCCCCACGGCUCUACGCGUGUUCAAAAAGGAGUUCAAACUGAGGACCGGAGGUGUCGACUGGGACCGCCGCAUCAGUGCUGCCAUCGAGCGCGCCAGUCGCGAGAGGCGUGACCGCGGACUCGCCGUGGGCUCGGAUGUUGGCACUCAAAAAGGUGUGCCGGUCAGCGACAGUGCAGCCGCCGCAGCGACCGCGGAGCCCGACUUCGCCAAUCUUCCCUUCCACUACCAUCCACCAACUCUAGGGCCGAAGGGAGAGUUGCCGGAGAGUGAGAAGGAGCAUCUGGGGAAUCUGCGCUCUACUAUCGGGCCUGACAGAGGCAAGAUGCACUCCAAGCACGCCGAGAUUCAAGCCUGGAUGAGCGGAGCCAACGGUGCGGCGAACCGUUCGGACGCACAUGCUCCCCCUCAGACGCUUUCGGAUGAUGAGCUGAGUCUUUUCAUCAACAAUUUGCUCUCUGGUGGCGGUGAUGGCGACGGCACAAGCGACAACAACGAUUGUUCCAACAUUACUGCGACCCAAGUGGACGCGAACCACCACGUCACCGAUGUCUUCGAUUACCCUUUCAACAACGAUACCGAUAUCGAGGCUCACACGCAAGACAACCAGAACGAUGAUACGGCUCAACAGAUCCCACCUGAAACUCAGAACGAAGUCUUCAACUCCUUCCAGCCGGAAACGCAGCCAGUGGGCGAGACUCAAAUUGCUCAGCAAGCUCGCGCGGAGUUUGAAGAAGCCAUCGACCUUCCUGGGCAAAAUGACGUGGAGCAUGGCGGGGAGAAGGGCGAUUCAAACCCUGCAGAGCUGCACCUUGGCUCCUCCCUGCUGGGGAAGCGCAAGUCGUCGCCUGGAAUGGAGGAUGGGGAGCCAGCCGGUAAGAAGGCGAAGCACACCGACGGAGGGGAGGCGAUCGGGAACGGCGACUGUGCUGAGGAGUCUACUUCUUCUCACACUGGCGGUGCGGCCGGAUCUGAGGAUCUGCUUCACGACGAGGGGCAGAAAGGAGGUCUGGAAUCGGAAAUGCAAGCUGUGGAUGGGGGUGAGAUGCAGAUUGCAUGA